Anopheles nili is the source of this 3197-nucleotide messenger RNA. It is a transcript of the gene l(3)77CDf, whose product is annotated as phosphatidylserine synthase. Bases 1 to 1476 code for a protein of 491 amino acids. Gene Ontology annotation, molecular function: L-serine-phosphatidylethanolamine phosphatidyltransferase activity. The record is from RefSeq and is a predicted model, not a curated record. The transcript has 6 exons. Gene Ontology annotation, biological process: phosphatidylserine biosynthetic process. Lineage: Eukaryota; Metazoa; Arthropoda; Insecta; Diptera; Culicidae.
AUGAAGAAACGGAACAGUCCGCCACCGCCGACGGCGGACGGUGGCAUUGGCAGUGAAUCGCUACUCCAUGCUUCACGGCACACGAUGGCGGUCAAUGAGUUUAAGCUGAUCAACGAACGGCCGGUUGAUGAAAUAUCGUUAGACUUUUUCUACAAACCGCACACGAUAACAUUGCUGGCCGUUUCGAUAUUCGGAGUGAUGUACUUUGCCUUUGUCCGCAACCAGUCCGAUAUUCAGGAGAACAUUUGGGCCGGCAUGCUGUGCGUCAUAUUCUUCUUUCUUAUAAUCUCGGUGCUCGCCUUUCCAAAUGGGCCGUUCACGCGACCUCACCCGGUGGUGUGGCGGAUGCUUUUCGGCCUGUCCGUGCUCUAUUUGAUGCUGCUGCAGUUUCUGAUGUUCCAGGAUUACAAAUCGAUCAUGGGGAUCUUCUACUGGUUCGAUCCGAAGCUUAGAGAUUUCCACAUCGACAUGGAGAAGCAAUAUGCCGCCAAUUGCUCGGAUAUGUCAUUUGAUCGCAUUUGGUCCCACGUGGACGUGUUUGCCUGGGGCCACUUCCUGGGUUGGGCCUUCAAGGCCGUGCUGAUUCGACACAUGGGCAUCCUGUGGGCGAUCUCGGUGAUGUGGGAGAUAACGGAGAUAACGUUCGCGCAUCUGCUGCCCAACUUUGCCGAGUGCUGGUGGGACGCAUUGAUCCUGGAUGUGCUGGUGUGCAAUGGGUUUGGCAUUUGGUGCGGGUUGAAAAUCUGCAAACUGCUCGAGAUGCGCGAGUACAAGUGGGCCAGCAUCCGAGACAUCUCGUCUACCACCGGCAAGCUAAAGCGCGCUGUUCUUCAGUUUACCCCCGAAAGCUGGGCACCAGUUCGGUGGCUCGACCCGAAGUGCACCUACAUGCGGUUCUUCGCCGUAUGCCAACUCGUUCUGCUGUGGCAGCUGACUGAACUGAACACGUUCUUUUUGAAGCACAUUUUCGAAAUGCCCCCGUCACAUCCGGUCGUCAUCGGACGGCUAGUAUUUGUUGGACUUUUCACAGCGCCAUCAGUCCGGCAGUACUAUAUCUACGUGACGGAUACUGCCUGCAAGCGCUUGGGCACACAGUGCUGGGUGUACAUUGCCAUCUUGGUAUCGGAAGCCAUUUUGUGCAUCAAAAACGGCAAGGAGUUGUUCGAACGCACGCAGGUGAAAAACAUCGUCGUGUGGUUAAUUAUACAGGCGGCUCUCUCAGUGCUGUUCGUGUACGGUUGCAUGCUAUGGCAUCGAUACAUAGAGGAGGACGACUCGAGAGAUGGAUCUCCGGUGAAGCAAAUGAAUCGCGCGUUUAAAGAUUCCGCCAUCCUAUCGGGUGACUCGAAAGGAAGCAAAGCUGGUUCCUCAUCGGUAAAAAACUCACCCCAAUCUACGCCCACCAAAAAAGCUCGAUCUCAACAGCAAGGGAACAUUGUUCCAUCCGGAAAACUGUCUCGCGAACACCUUGAGUAGGCUUAGGUAGUUUAAUUAACAAUUGCAUCGCCCGGUUCAGUUCGGGUGUGCCCGUUUUGCUCGGGAUUUCCAUGUGCCGGUGUUCUUCAGGCUUCUGCAGCACUUUAUCAUUGCUGCUAUUACUAUUACCACUUUGACUGCUUCUCUCUCACUUUUCGUACCAUGUUACAACCCUUGUACAAACUCCAAACAGCCCAAAAUGAUCCAAGCAGCACCGUUAAAAGUGUUGCAAUGAAAACAUAAAUCCAUUUCAGUUAUUCUUUACACGAUUUGCUUUCAGUGGCCAACAGUAGCAUCCGUUCUAUUCCUAAACCUACCCUAGGUUUUGGUCAGAUUCUUCCUUCGUACAAACACACAUUCUUCCUGCGUACUCCACAAUAUGCUGCUUGAAUUAAGUUUAUUUUGCGUUGCGUUUUGUUGCGUUUAGUGUUUGAAUCAGAGAAAAAAAGUAUAUGCUUUCGCGCGUGGUUCCAUGCAGCAUUGUUACCGUAGUGCGCAAUGCUUUAGCGUAGUGUACAAUCUGCACGUAUGCCUCGUUAUUCGUUACUGGUUUACUUGGCACGAGGUUUGAAAAAGGCUGAACGUUCACUAAGUUCUUAGGAUUAGCUAGAGUCGAACUGCGGCGAUACCAACGAUUAGACCUUCAACACAUGAAUCGAAACAUGUGGUAUCCUUUACUGGCAAACGCGCGCUGUGUUCUUGCGACAGAAUAAAUAAGAAGUUGAAUUAUCAGUUUUGUACGGCGGUGCCAAGAAGUAGCAUGCUCUAUUGCGAUGUACAAAUUGAGGAGCGACGGCAAUUAAUAAUAAUAUCAGAAUAUCAAGAGACUCGAGCAAUGGAAGCAUUCGCUUUCUGCCUAUUGGUCAGAAACAUGUUUGCGAGAAGUGAUAGUGCACGUGGAGAUAGAUAGCGAAAGGAACAGCUGCACCGUUGUCUUAUUCCAGCGAGCUUCCUACAAAAACAGCAGACAGCAUGUAAACUGUACAGAAACAAUCUCGCAGAUACGGUUUCGGGCGCACGAACUUUGUUUUCUCCAGUUGGCGAAGUUGCUACAUAAAAAUAAUGUACCUCGUUGUGUAGAAUUACUUCUUCGUUAUGGAACAAAGGCGACCGGCCCGGAAUUAAUGUCUUUUCCUUUACUCUUCAACCGGGUACGAUCCUAACAUAUCUCUGUAAGCGAAACAAAUUGAGGAAUCAUUUUUAACAUCAUCGAGAAGCGUUACCAGGCACGGGACAUAACGUUUUUAUUUUCUCUCCUUGUAGAUAAUGUAGUGUAAUUUCUUCAAUCUUGUUGCACUAGCUUAUUUAAGACGCUUGCGUUUUUCUGCCUCUUUGGACACACGAAACAAAAAAAAAAUCGUUCGAAACAAUUCAAACAGUUGUAUGCUGCUUCGCUUUUAAUUUAAGCUGACAGAAGACCUUUCUCUUAGCCAUAGAACGUCCUGUCUCGUUAAGGACAAAAAUCUCUCUAGUCAGUAAGGAAAGUCGGGAGGAAAAGCGAAAUUUAACGUUCCUCACUCGGGGGCUACGGUAAUGGUUUUGUUUUUCAUUUCUCUCCCCCUCAACCAAACAAAUUAAAAGUAGAUUAUCAGAAAUUUUCCCAAAUCUAAUGGGAACGUCUCUGUCGUACGGCGUGUAGUUCCUUUUCAUGAUUUGUAUGUUUUUUUUUGGCAGGAAUUGUAGAAGCAGACAGUCUACGUUGCACCACAGGCUCGUGCCGU